Molecule: messenger RNA, 1011 nt
Organism: Osmia lignaria (orchard mason bee)
Lineage: Eukaryota; Metazoa; Arthropoda; Insecta; Hymenoptera; Megachilidae
Source: RefSeq, a predicted model, not a curated record
UUUCGAAUACGAAUGAAAUAAUUGAACAUUGAAUAAUCAAAACGGGAAAUUAUAGAUCGUCUCUCGAGUCCGUAACUAAAGUCACAUUGUUCCGAUAGCAAAUUUCUGAGAUUACCGCGUAAUCCCCUCGCAGCUGGCUAAUUAGAAUGGGUUAAUGAUCGGGUGGAAAGUUCACUGGUCUCUGCGGUACAUAGAUACUGGCAAUACAUCAGAACAUGAAUAAACCGAAUCUCUCUAUUGAUUCAGUUGGAAAGCAAAUCGAUAACCGUACGAGGUACAGGGGCUCACUUCGUUACAAAUCGGCCAACUUUCGUCGGAUCGACGAAGGGACGAACCUCAUUCGUUGGGCCAAUUCCUUCACGCGAACUGAAUCGCCGAUUAAAAAGGCUCUUCAGUUCGAAUUCCGCGAUGAUCGUGAAAGCAACGUCGUUAUUUUUGUAGCUAUCUCGUUUCAAAAAUUCGAAACUAUUUAAAUUCAUCGUGUACGUUCGUAAUUAUACUUCGCAAUGGCUAAUCAAACUGAAUCAGAAAGGAAAGAUAUCGCAGUAUCGGAUACCGAAGAUGAUUUAGACGAGCAACAGAAACAAACAGAUAUACCGGAAACGGAAACGUUGGAGACGAAACCGCGUGUGCGGAAGUACAUGACGAAACACAUGAGAUUGUAUCCGGAAUUGUAUAGAAGCGAUGUAUCUAUACACCCGAGCUACACGACACUUAAGAAUUUACCCUAUAACGUCGUCUGUCGUCGUCGCGUGCAAUCCACCAGGAAACAGAUCAAACGUCAAUUGAACCGUGAGAUCAUGCAUUUCGCGAUGAUGCAAAUGUUUGCCAUUGACAGCGUCAGGAUCGACCGUGUCUUCAGCCUCGGGAUGCCACCGAAGACAUUGAUUAUCCCCGAUUUCGCAACCGAGAACCAGAGACGUCACAUCCGUCAACUUCUUCGUGAAAAAUGAACAACUAUCGUCGCGCUCGUUUGUAACAAAUAAAUAAAGGCAUGUUUGUAAGUUUGAU